This is a messenger RNA of Benincasa hispida (wax gourd), 3572 nucleotides long. Lineage: Eukaryota; Viridiplantae; Streptophyta; Magnoliopsida; Cucurbitales; Cucurbitaceae. The record is from RefSeq and is a predicted model, not a curated record.
UUUCUUUGAAUUUCUCUACUGCUGAAAUUGAUUUUAUGUUAUGGCAUUACCAUCUGGGACAUCCCAAUUUUCAAUAUAUGAAGUAUCUUUUUCCGCAUUUAUUUCAUAAUAUUAAUCUAUCAUCCUUACAUUGCGAUGUGUGUAUCUAGGCUAAACAAAGUCGUGUUUCUUUUCACUCUCAACCUUACAAACCGUCCAAACCUUUCAGUCUUAUCCAUAGUGAUGUCUGGGGUCCCUUACCAACCACUAUCUCAAACCACCUUUAUUGACGAUCACGCCAGAUUGACCUGGGUCUUUCUUUUAACCGAUAAGUCUGAGGUGUCCUCUAUUUUCCAACAAUUCUAUGCGACCGUAGAAACCUAGUUCAACACAAAAAUUGCCAUUUUACGAAUUGACAACGGACGUGAGUUCGUUAAUAACUCGUUUAGGGACUUCCUAGCCUCUAAAGGAAUUAUCCAUCAAAGCUCGUGUGCCUAUACUCCCCAAUAACACGAUGUAGCCGUGAGGAAAAAUAGGCAUCUAGUAGAGGUCGCUCGUUCCCUUAUGAUAUCUACCUUUCUUCCUUCCUAUCUGUGGGGUGAUGCUAUCCUCAUUGCAACCCAUUUUAUCAACCGCAUGCCUUCUCGUGUCUUAGCCUUUCAUACUCCCCUUGACUGUUUCAAAGAGUCGUAUCCCAACACCCGGUUAAUCCCUGACGUACCUCUAUGGGUGUUUGGAUGUGUUGUCUUCGUCCAUAUCCACGGUUCCAACCGUACAAAAUUUACUCUUCGUGCCCAGAAAUGUGUCUUUGUUGGGUACCCUCUCCAUCAACGUAGGUACAAGUGUUAUUACCCCCGUCUCGAAAAUACUUUGUGUCUAUGGAUGUCACCUUUCUCGAGGAUCAGCCUUUCUUUUCCUUUAGUCGUCUUCAGGGGGAGAGUCCUAGUGAAGAGGUUAACUGGUCCACGUAUUCCAUUCCCCUAGAGGUGUCGGCUGAACCUGAACAUCCUAGUCCUAUUCUUCUCACUAAUCAAGUCCUUUGGAUAACAUACUACAGGAAGAAUCUCAGGAAGGAAACAGUGCCGCCUGUCACUUCUCUGGCUCCAGUUCAUGAGUCUAACUCGGUCUCAGUCCCAGGUAUGAAUAUCCCUGUUUGUGAUACUGAUGAUUGUGUUGAGACUAAUAAUUGCAGAGUGGACAGAGAUAUAGAGAUUGGUGACAGUGAUGAGAAAAUAGAAGGAAUUGAGGAGGAUGAAGAAACUGAUGGAAAAGACAACACUGGGGAAAUAACUCCAGCAAACGAGAACAGUGGAAGGGAAGGUGAUUGUGUGGGAAGUCCUUCUAAAGAAAGAUCCAUAGAUCAGACGGCUAGCUGCAGUAAGAAACUUGGAGAAGAGGAAAGUCAUGAUGCGUCUCUCGAUCUUCCCAUUGCCUUGAGAAAAGGGACUAGGUCAUGUACAAAGUUCCCUAUGCAUAGUUAUAUGACAUAUAGUAACUUAUCUCCUGAGUUCAAGGCUCUCACUACCAGUCUAGAUACGGUAAUGGUUCUAAGUAAUAUACAUGUUGCCAUGGAAACUCCUGAGUGGAAGGCUGCAGUUAUGGAAGAAAUGAGAGCUCUAGAAAAAAAUGAGACAUGAGAACAGGUUGCUCUUCCUGAGGGGCACAAGAUGGUUGGAUGUAAAUAGGUUUUUACUGUCAAGUACAAAUCCGAUGGCUCGAUUGACAGAUACAAGGCGAGACUGGUAGCCAAAGGCUUUACUCAAACCUUUGGAUUUGAUUGCUCUGAGACAUUCUCUCUUGUGGCCAAACUCAAUACGAUCCGGGUGCUAUUAUCUGUUGCUGUUAAUAAAGAUUGGCCUUUGCACCAAUUGGAUGUGAAGAAUGUGUUUCUUAAUGGAGAACUCGAAGAAGAAGUCUAUAUGAGCCCUCCACCCGACUUCGAAAACCAGUUUAAGCAUCGGGUUUGUAGAUUGAAGAAGUCACUGUAUGGGUUGAAACAGUCUCCAAGAGCCUGGUUUGACAGAUUCACCACGUUUGUUAAAGCUUAGGGGUAUGAUCAGGGGCACUCAGACCACACGUUGUUUACAAAGAAGUCUAGUUCAGGAAAGAUCUCAGUACUUAUUGUGUAUAUAGAUGACAUUGUACUGACCGGUGAUGAUACUGAUGAAAUUACGAGACUUAAAACAAAGAUGGCUGAAGAAUUUUAAAUUAAGGAUCAGGGAAAAUUGCGGUACUUCCUUGGGAUGGAGGUGGCUCGGUCGAAGGAGGGUAUCUCUGUCUCACAACGAAAGUAUACUCUGGAUCUCCUCAAAGAAACAUGAAUGACUGGGUGUAAACCUGUAGACACCCCCAUGGAGUAUAAUGCCAACUAAGUAACGUUAACAAUGGAGCUCCUGUCAGUAAAGAGAGAUAUCAGUGAUUAGUCGGAAAGUUGAUAUAUUUAUCUCACACGAGACCUGAUAUAUCUUAUGUCGUGAGUGUGGACAGUCAGUUCAUGCAAGCUCCCUAUGAGGAACAUAUGACAGCCGUCGAACACAUUCUACGAUAUCUAAAGGGCACUCCUGGUAAAGGCCUUUUGUUCAGGAAAUCUAGUAAACGUGGCAUAAAAGCAUAUACUGAUUCGGACUGGGCUGGGUCUGCUGUUGAUAGAAAGUUUAUGUCUGGGUAUUGCACUUUUUUCUGGGGCAAUCGGGUCACUUGGAGAAGUAAAAAAUAGGGAGUGGUUGCCAGAAGUAGUGCAGAAGCAGAGUACAGGGCCAUGAGUUUGGGGAUAUGUGAAGAAAUCUAAUUGAAGUAUUGACAAAUCUUUGACAAGACAGUGAGCUUCCAAUGAAAUUGUUCUGUGACAAUAAAGUAGCAAUAAGUAUUGCCAACAAUCUGGUCCAGCACGAUAGGACCAAACACGUUGAGAUUGACAGACAUUUCAUCAAAGAAAGACUGGACAAUGGGAGCAUAUGUAUUCCCUACAUCCCUUCUAAUCAGCAGAUUGCAGAUGUCCUUACAAAGGGGUUGUUAAGACAGAGUUUUGAUUAUUGUAUCAGCAAGUUCAACUUGAGGGGGAGUGUCGAAAAGGGUUGGUUUGCCCUAGGGGCUUAUUUUUAAUUCUUUUAUGGGCCUAGGGCUUCCUGUCUGUCUAUUUAUUUGAGCAAGUCUUCUUGUACUUUUGUAUCACUUGAAUAAUAAAAAACUAGUCUAGAUCGUGUUUUUUCUCCCUGGCCUAGGGUUUUCCAUGUAAAUUAUUCGUGUGUUUCUAUUCUCCUUCCUCUUCUAUUUUCAUCAAUAAUGAUAAGAAAACAUGAAUGAAAGUAACUGCAUAUUUGCAGUUAAUUUAGAUUAAAAUUUAAUUGGAUCCUACUACGGCAUUUCCUAAUUCUUUCUUUCUAUUUCUGAAUAUCUCAUUUGUUUCCUUGUCCAAUCCAAAUGGUUUAUGCUUCAGAAUUUAUAAGUAAACUAUUAUGAAUUCAUUUAGCACCAUGUUUCUGAGUUGAUGAAUUCAAGAUUUGAUUGGAUCCUUGUCCUUUUAAUUGUCUAUCUAAUAUAAUUCUUCUGGUUAUUGCAAGCUUUUGUGGAUCGGACUAAUCUAUUGACUUUGA